UUGAAAUCCCGCCGACUUCGUAGAAGGAUCGACCAAGCAGUGCAGCCGGCGGUCGAUCUUGUCCGCCCUACAUCACGGCACAGUAGGACAGAGGUCACAGCCAUUACAGGAUAUGAUACCACUGAAGAGUCCGAGGAAUACUGUGAAUUCGAAACAGCACAUGAGCGCACGGAGGCUAUUCAGAACGUUCCUGAACCUAGUCCAGGUGACCUUCCUGGCCUUCAAGGCAUUCCAGUGGAGAUUCAGGAUAUGGCUGCAAAAAUAGGCUUUGAAAUCGGCUGUAGGCCGUUCCAGCUGUUCUACACAGCAUAUGACAAAUGGAAGUCGGAUUUCAAGCCGGCUUUUAACAGUCCAGGAUCAGCCAAGGCUACCAUGGACAUGUUCAGCACCCUCUACGAAAUGGGCUUCAGGGAGAGAGACCUUCUUGACCAGCAGCAGGUCAACAGGGUGAGCCUCAAAAUGUUCAAGGAGAGAUUCAAGCCCAAGAUGGUACAUGUGGUGCCACCAAAUCAAUGGGCUUGAGGCAGCCUUUAAGGCGGUUGCCAACCCAAACCCCCAGAAGAGGAAGAACAGCUGGGAUAGCCAAGAAGGAGAUGGGGACGACUUCAACUCAGCAUCCAAGAUCUACUUGGAAGUGACUGAAAAGGAGAUUGAGGACUUCAUGGUUACGCUGGAAGCAACCGACCAGGACAUACACGCACAUGUCCGGAAGUCCCUGGUUGAGAGAUGGAACAACCGCAAGAAGUGGAUUGGAAAUCUACAGCAGCAGGCCAAUGUGGAGGAUGCUUUGAGAUUCAACUCCUUUGGAGCUGACAAAGAGGAGUUUGAGAAGUACCAGUCUUCACAGUCGCACCUGGAAUACUUGCAGAAGAGCUUAGGGCCUCUAAACAAUGAAGAUGACAAGUUCGUCUUCAUUGUCGAGGGCAAGGACAGUCCUGUGCUCUUAGCUGGCGGUGUGGUCUUUGGCAGUCUUGUGCACGACACGGACAAGGUGUCCGUUUUCAUUCUGCACAGGGCGAACAACAGCAAGAAGACUUCCAUGGUAUUGCCCAGUGGUACCAUUAAGGUUGGCAAGGAGCUCAAGAAGCACACGGUCGUAGAGCUUCCAGUGCAGAGCCUACUUGGCAGAUUCAGCAAGCAGCAGGUCAAGGAGUGGGCUUUCUCCCAUGGCUGCACAAAUGUUCUAUGGAAUGACUCCAUGGUCCAGUACAAGGGCAAGCUGGCGUUGGUUGCUUAGAGAGGUUCCUUGAUGAGCAGGGAUACAGAGCAAGUGGGCAGCUGCAGUCUAGAGCUAUGUGGUUCAGUGGUGUGUAGUAGGCCUACUACCUAGGUGUUCACUAGGAAAAAUGGAAGCAGUGCAGUAGUAGUGUGAAACAGGUCACAGGUGAAGGUUGAUGAAGAACAUGUGUGUAAAAUUGCAUGCCAAGAAAAGGUACUGCUGUUGCUGUGAUGAUUUUGGUAGCAGCCUCCAGAUUUGUAAAGAAUGUAUAUAAUUCCUGAUGAAUGUGGUUUUGUGCCUACCC
Molecule: messenger RNA, 1523 nt
Organism: Volvox carteri f. nagariensis
Lineage: Eukaryota; Viridiplantae; Chlorophyta; Chlorophyceae; Chlamydomonadales; Volvocaceae
Exons: 7
Coding region: 494-1237 (247 amino acids)
Source: RefSeq, a predicted model, not a curated record